Pelmatolapia mariae (spotted tilapia) is the source of this 1362-nucleotide messenger RNA. RefSeq lists its product as uncharacterized. Lineage: Eukaryota; Metazoa; Chordata; Actinopteri; Cichliformes; Cichlidae. Gene Ontology annotation, molecular function: signaling receptor binding. Gene Ontology annotation, biological process: T cell receptor signaling pathway; regulation of cytokine production. The transcript has 7 exons. Bases 64 to 1362 code for a protein of 432 amino acids. Gene Ontology annotation, cellular component: external side of plasma membrane. The record is from RefSeq and is a predicted model, not a curated record.
UCAGCUCUAUGUGAAAAAUUACAUGUAGUGAGACAGAAGCACCACCUCAGAAUUACAUCUGAAAUGUCCGCUGGAACAUCUGUAUUACUCAGCUGGACCCAGCUGUGGCUCUGCCUCCUUGUUUUGGUCCGUGCAGACCAGAAAAACAUAACAUCUAAGUCUGGACAGAACGUUACUCUGCCAUGUCGAGCUCCAAACAAGGACAUCCCCAUCAUUGUUUUAGAGUGGAGCAGAGGUGACCUGGGAGAUGAAUAUGUCCUUUCGUACCGGGAUGAGCAGUUUGAUCCAGAACAACAGCAUCCAUCUUUUAAGAACCGGGUGGAUCUGCAGGACAGACAGAUGAAGGAUGGAAACGUGUCUUUGAUUGUGAAGGAUGUGACGAUUAACGACACUGGAACAUACGAGUGUUGUGUUGUCCAGAGAGGAACUAAACGCAGGAAGAGAGCUGUUGGUGACCCCAUCAGCAUCAUUACACUGAGAGUUGUUCCUCCAGACCAGAAAAUCAUCAUAGCUGUGCCGGGACAGACAAUCACUCUGCCAUGUCGAGCUCCAAACAGCGGCAACCCCAUCAUAGCUGCAGAGUGGAGCAGAGCUGACCUGGAGCAAGAAUAUGUCCUUUUUUACCGGGACGAUAAGCUUGAUACAGAAGAGCAGCAUCCAUCUUUUAAGAACCGGGUGGAUCUGCAGGACAGACAGAUGAAGGAUGGAGACGUGUCUCUGAUUCUGAAGGAUGUGACGACUGAUGACUCUGGAGCGUACGAGUGUUACGUGGUCCAGAGAGGAGCGAACCGCAGGAAGAGAGCCAGUCUGGAUAGUGACCCCAUCAGCACCACCUACCUGACUGUUGUUCCUCCAGGCCAGAAAAACAUCACAGCUGAGUCUGGACAGAACGUCACUCUGACAUGUCGAGCUCCAAACACUGUCCUCAUGCCAGACCAGAAAAACAUCACAGCUGAGUCUGGACAGGACAUCACUCUACCAUGUCAAGCUCCAAACAACAAAACCAUCAAAGGCGUUGAGUGGAUCCAACCUGAACUGGAGCAAGAACAUGUCCUUUUUCACUGGGAUGAAAAAUUUAUUCCAAACAACCAGGAUCCAUCUUUUAAGAACCGGGUGGAUUUGCAGGACAGACAGAUGAAGGAUGGAGACGUGUCUUUGAUUCUGAAGGAUGUGACGAUUAAUGACACUGGAACAUACGAGUGUCGUGUCCUUGUGAGGGGAGCAAACCGCAGGAAGAGAGCUAAUCUGGGUGGUGACCCCAUCAGCAUCAUCUACCUUCAUGUUGUUGAUCCUCCAGGUCAGACAGGAGGACACACAGAGGAUGGAGGGAAGGAGGAUGGAGGGAAGGAGAUUCCCCACUAG